ACUGUAGCUUUUUAGUUGUCUUUAUAUUGUUUCUCUAGCGGUUGAUAAGAGGACAAAUACUCAUCUUCUGAUAAAGCUAACUGCUUAAACAUCUCUCCCUUCAUUUAUGCUCAGAAAGUAACCAAACAGGAAGAACAGAUAUGAAGCUUUGGACUUCGGCUCUGUUGUUGGCCAUUUUCAUCCAUGGUGUUGCAGGUGAUGGUUUUGUCAAAACUGGAAGAACUCGUUUUCUGUUGAAUGGAAGUCCUUACUAUGCCAACGGCUUCAAUGCCUACUGGCUGAUGUAUGUCGCCUCUGAUCCAUCUCAGAGAUCGAAGGUCUCUGCUGUGUUUCGCGAAGCCUCAAGCCACGGCCUUACGGUUGCAAGAACUUGGGCUUUCAGUGAUGGUGGAUAUAGACCUCUUCAAUACUCUCCUGGAAAUUACAAUGAACAAAUGUUUCAGGGGAUGGACUUUGUUGUAGCUGAGGCCAGAAGGUUUGGAAUCAAGCUGAUAUUGAGCUUAGUUAACAACUAUGAAAACUUUGGAGGGAAAAAGCAGUAUGUAAAUUGGGCAAGAAGUAAGGGGCAGUACCUGAAUUCUGAUGAUGAUUUCUUCAGAAACCCAGUUGUGAAGGGAUUCUACAAAAAUCAUAUUAGGACCGUUCUUAACAGAUACAACAGUUUCACCAGAAUCCAUUACAAGGAUGAUCCAACAAUAAUGGCCUGGGAGCUAAUGAAUGAGCCCAGAUGCACAUCAGACCCAUCCGGAAGGACAAUCCAGGCUUGGAUCAUGGAAAUGGCUUCCUUUGUGAAGUCCAUUGAUAGAAACCACUUGCUGGAAGCUGGUUUAGAAGGAUUCUAUGGACACUCAUCACCUCAGAGAAUGAGACUCAACCCAGGUUUCAACAUUGGUACAGACUUCAUAGCAAACAACAGAAUCCCUGGCAUUGAUUUUGCAACUCUCCAUUCCUAUCCUGAUCAAUGGUUAUCAAGCUCAAAUGAUCAAUACCAGCUUUCAUUCUUAAACAAUUGGAUUUCAACACACAUACAAGAUGCAGAGUACAUUCUACACAAGCCAAUUCUCCUCACAGAAUUUGGAAAAUCAUGGAAGGUUCCAGGUUUCAGCACAAGUGAAAGGGACAUUCUAUUCAACACGGUAUACUACAAAAUAUACUCAUCGGCGAGAAGGGGAGGCGCCGCCGCCGGAGGCCUAUUCUGGCAGCUACUGACGGAAGGAAUGGAUUCUUUUCGCGAUGGAUACGAAAUAAUCCUGAGCCAAAACCCUUCAACGGCGAACGUGAUUACUCAACAAUCUCGCAGACUGUAUCAAAUCAGAAGGAUUUUCGCUAGAAUGAGAAACAUCGAGAGGUGGAAGAGGGCAAGAGCUGCAAGGGGCAAAAGAAUCGGAAAUUGAGAAGAGAGAACAACUUCUCUGCAAAAUUGAGAACCUGGGUUUGUGUUUUAAUGGCGGAUGGAGAGGAUUUUGGGAAAAGGGUUUCUGUCUUUGAGAUGAAUCGUCUUUCGUCCAGGAGGAAAGCUGAAAUUUUUAUGUGGUUUUUCAUCUGGGGUUUGCAAGUUCUUACAGAUAUAAAUAUAGAUUAUAUAAAAGAAAGAAACUGAAAGUAGAAUGAAAGGAAACAAGUUUGAUGUAGUUGGGUAUGAAUAGCUACUUGACUCCAAAUUUCAUAUACACAUUGUUGUUUGCAGGUUUGUGAUUUUGUGUUUUGAGUAUUGUAACUUUAUUUGAAAUCUAAAAAGUGUUUUGACUAUGGAUGCUUUAAUGAAAUAAUAUUUAAUUAUGCA
This is a messenger RNA of Benincasa hispida (wax gourd), 1783 nucleotides long. The record is from RefSeq and is a predicted model, not a curated record. NCBI's taxonomy places the organism in Eukaryota, Viridiplantae, Streptophyta, Magnoliopsida, Cucurbitales, Cucurbitaceae.